Molecule: messenger RNA, 1723 nt
Organism: Rubroshorea leprosula
Lineage: Eukaryota; Viridiplantae; Streptophyta; Magnoliopsida; Malvales; Dipterocarpaceae
Source: the annotation of a GenBank genome assembly
CGCAAUCUCAAAUACACCCUAAAAGUGAAUGUGCAUAAACGGAGCCCUAAAACCAUUAGAAAACAGAAAGAAAAAAAAAAAGGGAAAGUAAGGACCUCAACUGACCCGUCGUUAAACAAAGGUUAAAUGUCAAUUUUAGUCCCUUAACUUUAAGUUUUAUAUAAUUUUUAUCUCUUAACCUUUUUUUUCUCUUUUAAUCUAUUAAUUAUGAAAAAUGCAUUUUUUUAAUCCUUUCAUUAAUUAAUCUGUUAAAUUUAUAUGAAUUUAUAUAUUUUUAGUCCAUUAACUUUUAAUAUAUGCAUAUUUUAAAUUAAGAAACUAAAAAUAUACAUAUUUAGAUAAACUUAACGAAUUAACUGAUAAAAAAUUAAAAAAAUGUAUUUUUCAUAAUUAAGAGAUCAAAAAAAUAUUAAAAAAAUUAAUGGAUGAAAAUAUAUAAAAUUUUAAAGUUGAGGGACCAAAAAUAACAUUUAACCUUAAACAAAUUGGGCCGCAAUUAUAGUUUUUAUACCACAAGGAAAAAACCAAAAACACGAAGAACACAAAAACUCAACACUCUCAGUACUCAGGCAAACGUCUUACUUCACAACAAUCAUGGCUUCUAAUGUUAUGAAUACCAAACCCAACGCUAGCACCGUCGUCACCAGUUCGGCCAAGGCAAUGAGUCUUCCCAAGAGGGCUUAUGUCACCUUCUUGGCUGGAAACGGUGACGAUGUGAAGGGAGUGACGGGUUUGGCCAAGGGGCUGAGGAAGGUCAAGAGCAAGUACCCACUUGUAGUGGCCGUCCUACCAGACGUUCCGGAGGAACACCGGAAGCUACUGCAUGACUCAGAGUGCAAAGUGAAGGAGAUUGAGCCGGUGUAUCCACUCAAGAACCAGACACCGUCAGUCAUGGCCUCCCAUGAUCAUAUCAAGUACUCCAAGCUCCGUAUCUGGCAAUUUGUGGAGUACAGCAAGAUGAUAUACUUGGAAGGAGAUGUUCAGGUGUACUCCAACAUCGACGAUCUUUUUGACCUUAACGACGGCUACAUUUACGCCCCGCGUUUUCCGUGGCCGGAAUUUCUCAAGUGGCCUACAGAAUUCGGUACUCCGAGACCUUGCUGCUACUUUAAUGCCAGCAUGUUUGUCUUUGAACCCGGAGCCUCCAUCUUUGAUGAUCUAUUGAAGACAAUCGCAAGCAUUCCUCCGAUCCCUCUCACCGAGCAGCCUGUUCUGAUUCUUCUGGAUAUGUUCUUCCGAGAGAAGUUAAUGGGACUGCCAGAACAAAACUACUGGGCGCUGACCAUGCUGCAGAACAAUAAGGAGAAUAUUGAUCUAGAAAAGGUGAGAGUAAUACAGUACUGCUCUCCUGAGUUGAAGCCGUGGAGGUUCACUCCCAAAGGUGUGAAGGUGGACGUUGAACUUGUGAAGAAGCUUAAGAAUAAGUGGCUGUGUAUUUUCAAUGACGGGUCGCUUAAACCUAAUGAGAAACAAAAAGCACUGGAGAAGAAGACAGAAAUCAAGUCAAAAAGAGUAGCACUCGGGCCACUUGAGAACUCCGCGGGCCAAAAGAGAUCAAAGAAGAUGUAGAAAAACGCCCACGGAAAAAUUAAGAAAUAAAUGUUGAUGGGCAUCUUGUUUCCUAGCCAAACUGUGAGGUUAGGCAUUGUGGAUUGGAUUUAUCAAUUACUAGUAACUAUUUUUCUUUUUCUUCUUUCCUUGGAAACAAACAGAACCGAAAAGC